Messenger RNA from Microthlaspi erraticum, 309 nucleotides. The record is from the annotation of a GenBank genome assembly. Lineage: Eukaryota; Viridiplantae; Streptophyta; Magnoliopsida; Brassicales; Brassicaceae.
AUGGAGGUUCCAGGUUCAUCGAAGAAGAUGAUCGCGACGCAGGAAGAGAUGGUUACAGCUAAAGUACCGCUUGGUUACAGAGAUCAGUGCGCUCAUCUCUUGAUUCCGCUCAACAAAUGUCGCCAGGCUGAGUUUUUCCUUCCGUGGAAGUGCGAGGACGAGCGUCACGUCUACGAGAAGUGCGAGUACGAGCUCGUGAUGGAGAGGAUGCUCGCGAUGCAGAAGAUCCGUGAAGAGGAAGCCAAGGCUAAACAGAAUAAAGUACAAGGGAAUGGUGUCCCUCUAAUCCCUAAAACCGCUAAUGCUUAG